This is a messenger RNA of Dibothriocephalus latus, 297 nucleotides long. The record is from the annotation of a GenBank genome assembly. NCBI's taxonomy places the organism in Eukaryota, Metazoa, Platyhelminthes, Cestoda, Diphyllobothriidea, Diphyllobothriidae.
UCUUAUCAUGUUUUUUAUACAUCUUCUGUUUUUGGCAACCCCCAGACGGUGGCGGUGCAGUAUUUACUGGAAUCACGAGGUCUCCUUGGUGGUGACUUACAAACAGCUGGUCUCUCUUUUGGGUGGAUUCCCCUUGAAAGUGACCUCUUCUCACUGAAUCUCCCCGAACUGUACACAGAGUACUUCCUACAUAGUGACACUUCGUGGCCCCACCACUUCGGUCAAAUGCUGGGUCAGCUCCUGCAGGAGGCCCUCGGACCAGGCAACUCCAUAGAAGAUGCUAAUGUGAGCCUAUAA